Oncorhynchus nerka (sockeye salmon) is the source of this 2165-nucleotide messenger RNA. RefSeq lists its product as uncharacterized. The record is from RefSeq and is a predicted model, not a curated record. NCBI's taxonomy places the organism in Eukaryota, Metazoa, Chordata, Actinopteri, Salmoniformes, Salmonidae. The annotation marks the transcript as partial. The transcript has 2 exons.
ACUGACCUGCAUUCCCAGCAUCCCUGCUCCAACCCCUGCCCUCUAGCUCCCAGCUCCCAUUCUCCAAGCCCCUCAGUCCUCCAGCCCAGCUCCUUGCCUCCCAGUCCUCCAGCCCAGCUCCUUGCCUCCCAGCCCUCCAGCCCAGCUCCCUGCCUCCCAGCCCUCCAGCCCAGCUCCCUGCCUCCCAGCCCUCCAGCCCAGCUCCCUGCCUCCCAGCCCAGCUCCUUGCCUCCCAGCCCUCCAGCCCAGCUCCCUGCCUCCCAGCCCUCCAGCCCAGCUCCCUGCCUCCCAGCCCUCCAGCCCAGCCUCCAAGCCCAGCUCCCAGCCUCCAAGCCCUCCAGCCCAGCCUCCAAGCCCCCAGCCCAGCUCCCAGCCUCCAAGCCCCCAGCCCUCCAGCCCAGCUCCCAGCCUCCAAGCCCCCCCCAGCCCUCCAGCCCAGCCUUCAAGCCCCCAGCCCAGCUCCCAGCCUCCAAGCCCCCAGCCCAGCUCCAAGCUUCCAAGCCCCCAGCCCAGCUCCCAGCCUCCAAGCCCUCCAGCCCAGCUCCCUGCCUCCCAGCCCCCAGCCCAGCUCCCAGCAUCCAAGUCCCCAGCCCAGCUCCCAGCCUCCAAGCCCCCCGACCCAGCUCCCUGCCCCUGCCUCCAAGCCCCCAAGCCCAGCUCCCUGCCUCCAAGCCCCCAGCCCAGCUCCCUGCCUCCAAGCCCCCAGCCCAGCUCCCUGCCUCCAAGCCCCCAGCCCAGCUCCCAGCCUCCAAGCCCCCAGCCCAGCUCCCAGCCUCCAAGCCCCCGGCCCAGCUCCCAGCUCCCUGCCUCCCUGCCUCCAAGCCCCCAGCCCAGCUCCCUACCUCCAAGCCCCCAGCCCAGCUCCCUGCCUCCAAGCCCCCAGCCCACCCAGCUCCCUGCCUCCAAGUCCCCCAGCCCAGCUCCCAGCCUCCAAGCCCCCAGCCCAGCUCCCAGCCUCCAAGCCCUCCAGCCCAGCUCCCAGCCUCCAAGCCCCCAGCCCAGCUCCCUGCCUCCAAGCCCCCAGCCCAGCUCCCAGCCUCAAAGCCCCCGAGCCCAGCUCCCAACCUCCAAGCCCCCAGCCCAGCUCCCAGCUUCCAAGCCCCAGCCCAGCUCCCAGCCUCCAAGCCCCCAGCCCAGCUCCCAGCCUCCAAGCCCUCCAGCCCAGCUCCCAGCCUCCAAGCCCCCAGCCCACCUCCCUGCCUCCAAGCCCCAGCCCAGCUCCCUGCCUCCCAGCCCACCAGCCCAGAUCCCAGCAUCCCUGCUACAACCUCAACCCCCAGCCCCACUGCCUCCCAGCCCCCAGCCCCCUGCUUCCCAACCCCUCUGCCUCCCAGCCCCACUGCCUCCCAGCCUCCCAGCCUCCCAACCCCUCUGCCUCCCAGCCUUCCUGCCUCCCAGCCCCCCUGCCUCCCAGCAUCCCUUCCUCCCAGCCCCCCUACUUUCUAGCUUUAGUCCAGGUGAUCUACAGCCAUAGUCACUCCAGCACUGAGACCACAGUGGGGCCAGGCACCUACCAUUACUCCUCUCUCAGGGCUAUCGAUCUAGGAGAGGGAGAGGGAGAGGGAGAAGAAGAGGGAGAGAGAAAGAGAGAGAGAAGCGAAAGAGACACAGGCCACUGAAACCCCAUUAAACAGAGAGACUAGUGGACGUCCAGUCGCAGGUGGAGUUCACGGGAAACGCUCUGUGACUUAUCGAUUUCCUGUUGGGAGGAAUUCACAGCAACAGAGCAGAGGCAGAGGGAGGUUUUUGCUCUAACCGGAACAUUGGUAAUUCACACUCUCACCUCUGACACCGUAAUACUGGUAUAAUGAAAUGUGGGGCUAUAGAAUGUUGCUCCCCUCAAGGGAGUCAUUUAAUAUGGAGAUGAAACAGUAAGUGCUGUCUGUGAAAUGAAGAGGAGGCGGGCAAUUUCAGCAGAAAUUAUAUUCACUUUUGGUGGGAGUUAAAUCAAUAUUAGCUAUUGAUCAGCAAACACUUAUUGGUGUCAAGCUAUGAGAGAUGUCCUUUUUAAAGACCCAUGUUUAAACCAGUCAGUCACUCUCCAGCCAACUGAGCUCCUAGAUAAGAACCAACCAAACAACCUGCCGCUGAGUAGACAGAGCUUUGAGCUGUGCAAUACCUGAUACCCUUGGCCAAUCUCUCUCUCUCUCUCUCUCUCUCUCUCU